AUGGGAAUUGACGGGAGGAGGGUUUGGUGUUUCUGGGUGAAGAAGAAGGCGGCGAUGCCCAGCAUUCGGCUGGGAUCGCCGCAACCGAGCUGGGCAACGAAGCCUCCGCCGGCGCAGGCCGACAGCUGGAAAGGCCUGGGUGGUAGGAGGGUGGUCGUGGUGGUGGAGGCGGAGGCGGAGGCGAAGGGCACCCUCCAGUGGGCUCUGUCGCAUUCUCUCCAAGACGACGACACCCUCGUCCUCGUCGCCGUCGUCAAGCCGCCGUCGAGAAACAUUGAUCAUUCCCACCAAAAGAAGAGGAACUCAAGGUACCAAAUGCUGUAUGCCUUGCAAAGUAUAUGCCAAACCAGAAGACCAGAGAUCAAAGUGGAGGUACUAGUAGUUGAAGGGAGAGAGCAAGGGCCGGCAAUCGUCGAGGCGGCCAGGAAACAAAUGGCCUCCCUUCUGGUGCUAGCGCAGAAGAAGAGAUCCUUGGCAUGGAGUUGUAUAGCAGCGUCGUGGAGUAACAGUGGUAGUAGUGAUGGUAUUAUUAGGCCUUCUGGUGGAGAUGGAUUGGUGGACUACUGCAUCCAAAAUGCUUCCUGCAUGACACUGGCAGUGAGGAGGAAGAGCAAGAGAGGCGGCUACUUGCUCACCACCAAGCACCACAAGGACUUUUGGCUUUUGGCUUGA
Zingiber officinale is the source of this 672-nucleotide messenger RNA. RefSeq lists its product as uncharacterized. Lineage: Eukaryota; Viridiplantae; Streptophyta; Magnoliopsida; Zingiberales; Zingiberaceae. Bases 1 to 672 code for a protein of 223 amino acids. The transcript is spliced from 3 exons. The record is from RefSeq and is a predicted model, not a curated record.